AUGGCUCUGAUCGCGUUGUUGGCCACUCCACGGGAGCUCGAUUCAGAGUAUGACGACGCGUCGCGAAACAACGACGAAGUGAAUGGAUCGCUUUCACAUGAAGGAUCAAAAGAAAAGCUAGACAACAAUGGCCGAAUCCACUCGAUUGAUGACAUGAUGAAGUUGGAGGAAAACGGGGGAGCUAGUUCCGAGACGGAGAGUGAAACAAGUGAUGUGGCUACGUUUUCUGAUGGCGGAACAGGCUUAUGGACUCAAUUUGGACAAAUGUUCUGGACGCAGCCGUCUACAAGAAAGUCGUCGUUUAUUACAGGUCUCGAUUCAUGGGUACCAGAAGAUUGUGAGAAAGUUCUCGCAUUUCCCUGCAAUACCAUUAACAAAUACACGAAAGUUUACCCAAUUUACUCCAACUCAACAAAAGACAGCUCAUUCAGCGUUUUGGUGGACGCUACACCGCUCGCGAAGUCCAAACAAAAAGCGGCAGUCAAUCACUUGGUUUUAACAAUUCAUCCAAAUGCUGGCCCAAACAAGAACCGCGAAUUCAGCCUCAGUCUCUACAGAAGUCGAAAGGUAACUGAUGUGGUUGCGUUGUGUGAAAGAUGUCGAGAGUGUCGCAAGCUGUUCCGCUAUUUCCCGAGAGGAAAAGAAAAUACGAUAGAAUCUUUAUCUCAACUUUGUUGCCCUGAAGGACUUACGCCGUUGAUGAUUGCUAUUCAACAAAAUGACGAGGAAAUGGUUACGUUACUGGUCUCACUUGGUGUCGAUUUGAUGCAAACGACUGUUGAGGCGAAUAAUGUUCUUCAUUUGGCUGCUUGUACGACACCAUCAAUUCUAAAUAUUUUAUGGAACGCACUUGAACCCGAGCAAAAAAGAAUUCUUCUGAAUCAUCUCAAUCACGAUGGGGCAAGUCCACAAUAUGUGGCCUUUUCUUCGAUGAACGCUCGAUGUUUGAGUAGUUUAGUGAGCUAUUCGAAGCAAAUCGAUCCACACGCUGAGCCAGAAAAUCCGCUCAUCUCCGCGAUGAAAUCUUCGAAAACAACUAUUGUGCAGCUUGAAGCGAUUCUCAAGCAAAAUCCGGAUGCGUUGGAAAAGAAAGAUGCGCUCACGGGUAACUCGGUUCUGCACGCUGUUGCGCAUAAAAGACCGCUGAGUGCUCUGAUUGAAGUGAUGGGCAGCAAGUUGGACGUAAAUGUUCGAAAUAACCAACAACAAACACCACUUCAUGUUUAUGUGCACAAGAAUCAUCUCUCACUCGUCUUCACCAUUCUUGGAGCAGAAGUUGAUAUCAAUGCGCCGGAUGAAGAUGGAAAUACACCAAUGCACGUUGCCGUUUCGAACUUGAAUUUGCAAAUCGUGAGAACGCUACUUUGUUUUGGAGCCAAUCCAAACAUGAAAAAUCGCUACGACGAAACACCACGACAUUUGGCAGCGAAAAAUAAAGACGAACCCGGUGCCAUUGAUAUUCUCCGCUCAUUGAUUAUGUUUGGAGCAAAAAGCUGCCCAAUUGACAAAUUGGGAUGCACCGUUGCCUGUGUUCACAAGAUCAACUAUAUCUCCGAGAAAAUGAGCCCUACAGGCAGCAAUGCAGCACUACAAGACAGUUCCGCCGAAGUCGAGAAAGAUGUUGAGAAUGCCAAAGUGCGAGCUGAUGCUGCAACGGGAGCCUACGAAUUUGAAAUUGAUCCAGACACGCAUGACAUCAAUUACGCCUAUGUUGAACCGAAUCCGGCUAGAAAGUUUCCACAAGAGGAAGCAAUGCGCCAUGUUAAGCAAAUGUUAGAGAAAAUAGUGAAAGAGAAGGAAAAAUCGAACAUUAUAUCAAUUUUGUCAUGUGACGGAGGUGGAAUGAAAGGAAUUGUUAUGGUUCAGAUAUUGAUAAUUCUUCAACGAUAUCUUGACUCUCCGGUUCAAACUUACUUUGAUUGGAUGGCUGCGACGAGUACGGGAACAUAUGUUGCUGGAGCUCUAGCAAAAGGCCUCUCACUACCUCACAUGCAACGAUACUAUCUGCGAACAAAAGACAUCCUCUUCACCACAUGGACACGCCCGUACAAUACUCUUCGUUUUGAGCAAUUGUGCAAAGAAGCGCUUGGUGACGAUCGAAUGUUGGACAUUUCCUAUCCAAAAUUGAUUUUCACGACGACACGAGCUGAUACAUUCCCCUGCCAACUCACUUUACAAAGAAACUACCAAUUACCAAUGACGAUGAAGGAGAAUUUAGACUUGGGAUUCGAUGACCCGGCUGAAAUUCCACUUUGGUUAGCUGCUCGAAGAUCGGCAGCCGCCCCAACUUAUUUCGCGGCUUCUGAGGGAAAAUUCAUUGAUGGUGGAAUGGUAGCUAACAAUCCGAGCCUCGAUUUGCUGUCAGAAGUGAUGUUUUGGAAUACGAGUUGUCAAAUGAAAUCAGAGUCAUCUAAAACGGAAAAAGAGAAACGAGAUGAUCCAAAAGAUGUAACAAUUGGCUGUUUGUUGUCACUUGGAACGGGAAUAACACCGGUAUCUCCUGUCGACCCGUCCCUUUUUGAGAUGAGUGAUACGUUGGGAAUGUUACGAGGUAUCAAGAAUUUGACGCUAAUGGUUUUGGAUCAGGCCACCGCCACUGAGGGAGCCCCGAUUUCUCGGUGUAGAUCGUGGUGUCAUUCACUCCGAAUCCCAUACUUUCGACUCAAUGCACCACUAUUCAAAGAUGUUAUGUUGGAUGCUUCUGACGAUGUCGAGAUUGCACAAGUUUUGUGGGACUGCGAAGUUUAUGGAUACACGCAUCGGAAAGAUUUUGUCGAGUUGGCCGAACUGUUGAAGGCGAUUGGAACGAAUAAACACCGAAAGACGAGACUUGGAACGGGCCUUUCAACCGAUUAUGACGAGAUACGAUUGUCUAGGAAAGCAUCAAAAGAAUCGUCAAUUCGUCGUUUUUUACGUUAUCCUGCUAAUUUGUACAAUUGUUCGGGAAAAACGAGAGACGAAUGGCUGAGAACCGGCGAGAAAUGGCCGAUUGCCGGCCCUGUCUUCAUGGGCAUGGGGGCUGUGUUCUUGCUCCUCUACUUGCCCUCGAUCUAUGCCAUUCUAAAGCUCAAACUUACAAGAAACAUCUGCUAUAAGCUAAUGUUAUGCCUAAUUUUUACUGAUAUUGCGAAUUUGAUGGCCAAUUCGUUUGUUGGUGGAUAUUUGUUCCAAAUCGGCGCCGUUUUCUGUUGGAAUCCGGUUUUUAUGUAUCUUGAAGGGGUGUACAAUAGUUUAAUCUGGGGCAUUGCUGCUUUUCUUUACGUGGUGCUGGCGGUGAAUCGCUUUUUGGUGAUUUUGGGACGACCGCGGCUGGUUCGCGGCUUUUCGCGCAUUCGCAUCUGGGUGUGGCUCUUUUUGGCCGUUAUCUGGGGUCUCUUGAUCAGUAUUCUCACAAAACCACUCUCUUAUAACUCAAAAGCGAUGAUCGCCAUCGUUUUUCCGUUUAUCGAGGAUAUGAAUAAGGAAAACUUAUUGUACGUGAACAAAGCGCACACUUUCAACAAUCUCCUCUUCGCGAAUCUGAUAUUUUCGAUUUACUCGGCCAUCAUUUUCAUUCUUCUUUACACGAGAUCGAAAGGCGGAAUCAAGAUUUCGAGAGGGGAAAUGAAUGUGAGAUUUUGGAAACUAUUGGUAACUCAACCUUUC
Molecule: messenger RNA, 3645 nt
Organism: Mesorhabditis belari
Lineage: Eukaryota; Metazoa; Nematoda; Chromadorea; Rhabditida; Rhabditidae
Source: the annotation of a GenBank genome assembly